This is a messenger RNA of Striga asiatica, 360 nucleotides long. The record is from the annotation of a GenBank genome assembly. NCBI's taxonomy places the organism in Eukaryota, Viridiplantae, Streptophyta, Magnoliopsida, Lamiales, Orobanchaceae.
AUGCUGCGGUCGUUGUCGGAUAUGACGCCGAAGAUGAGGUUUCGCAGGCUGAAACGCCGGAAUUUUGGGCCGUCAGAGGUUUUAAGGUGGGUUUUGGCGAAUUUAGGGCUUGAGAUGAGGAGAAGCCAUGGUUUGCAGACGGACUUGAACCUGAGGAGGGAUUUGACCGGCAGCAGGAGGAUCUCGGUGAUGAUUUCUUCCGGGAGAAUUGCGGCGGCGGUCUCCGGGUUGUCAUUCUCCAUGGCUGCCCUCUUCAGUUUUUGCCGGCGUAGGGAUUAUCAGGGAUUAACAAACACAACCAAUUCAUGGGUCGAAGCUCAGAAAAACAAAUAUCCUAGAACAGAACAUGCUGAAGAGUGA